CGCGACCGCUCAUUCGCACCGCGAGCGUCGCUGGUGACGCACGCGUAAACAGUCCCGCUCCACGCAGCUCGUCUUCCGUGAGACGGCGUGCGUUGUCGCCAUCCGCGCAUAACAUCGCCGGUAUAAAAAUAAAGCCGGCGACAGACGGUUGUGUCUCGGGUUAAAUUUAAAUGAUAUCGCGGACGCCGUUCCGGGCUCGCCUCGGACUCUCGCCGACAUGAGAAUAAGUCGGGGCAUAGUGUGCGAGUGCUCGGGCGUGAGCGCGUGCCCCGACGGCUCCGCCAACAGCACGUGCACCACGCAGCCGGGCGGCUACUGCUUCGUCACCGUCGAGGAGGUGCUCGACGACAAUGGGCUGGUCGUCCUCGAGCGCACCGCCGGCUGCUUGCCGCCGGACGAGUCGGGGUUCAUGCAGUGCAAGAGCUCACAAGUGCCCCAUCAGCAUCCGAAAGUGAUAGAAUGCUGCGAGAAGGAUUACUGCAACCGCCGCCUUCGGCCGCAGCUGCCCGAACCUCCGCCCGACGUCACCGAAACUCCCGGCCUCAGACCAACAGCCACCGUCCCACACACCGCCUUGGUCGCCGCGGCAUUAUGUGUGGCCUUACUAGCAUUCCUCGGAGCGUUCUGGCUGCUCUUCAGAAUGCGCAGAAAGGGCUGCAAGCGACCGCCUUCCCCGCCCGCCCCCGCACAUCACGCUGAGAUCUCCUCGGGAUCAGGAUCAGGCCUUCCCUUGUUAGUACAAAGAACGGUGGCGAAACAAAUACAAAUGGUCGAAUCAAUUGGCAAAGGACGCUACGGAGAAGUGUGGCUCGCACGUUGGCGCGGCGAGAAGGUCGCCGUCAAAGUCUUCUUCACGACAGAAGAAGCUUCCUGGUUCCGUGAGACAGAGAUAUACCAAACUGUUCUCAUGCGACACGAGAACAUCCUCGGCUUUAUCGCAGCUGACAUAAAGGGAACAGGAUCGUGGACUCAGAUGCUGUUAAUCACAGAUUACCACGAGAACGGAUCGCUGCAUGAUUACUUACAAACGGUUGUACUAGAUACGCACGGCUUGAUGACCAUGGCUUAUUCCAUUGUGAGUGGAUUGGCUCAUCUUCACAUGGAUAUAUUCGGGACUAAAGGCAAACCGGCGAUCGCUCACAGAGAUAUAAAGAGCAAGAAUAUCCUCGUCAAAAGAAAUGGCCAAUGCGCGAUUGCAGACUUUGGUCUCGCAGUCAGAUAUGUUGCAGAACGUAACGAAGUAGAUAUCGCUCCGAAUACCCGCGUGGGAACGAGACGGUAUAUGGCCCCUGAGGUUUUAGACGAGAAACUGGACGUGACAAAUUUCGAAGCUUUCAAAAUGGCUGAUAUGUAUUCCCUCGGUUUGGUUCUGUGGGAGAUGUGUAGGCGAUGCACUACCGGGGAUAAAGCUCAGUACGUUGAAGCGUAUGCGCUGCCGUAUCACGAAUACGUGCCAUCGGAUCCGUCGUUCGACGAUAUGCAUACAGUAGUCGUCGGGAAGGGAAUAAGACCACCGCAACCGGCGCGAUGGAAGUCGUCCGCGACCCUUCAAGCGCUGGCAGCGCUGAUGGCCGAGUGCUGGCACCACAACCCUCCCGUAAGACUCACAGCUCUACGCGUCAAGAAGACGCUAGCGAAAUUCCGCGCCGAAAGCGCUGUAAAGCUCGUGUGACGCGCGCGAGACUGUUCCUGUAAAUACUUCGUGAGGCGCCGCCUCGAGUUCCUCCUAUUUAUUGCGUUGCAAGUGGCGACGCUACUUGACCCAUCAGUGCCCCCAUCGACACAAUUCCGACCACCGCCGUUUUAUAAAAUCUCAGUAUUGUUAAGUUUAUAUCCUGCCAGUGAUUUCGUAUGAAAAAUUUUAGUUUAAAGCACGCCCACGAAAUCUUUCGUUUGAGAGUCUUAAAUAGAGUUCGUCUGUCCUUUUCUUGGACAUUGGGAAGCAAAAGAUGCGAAAUUAUACUAAAAUUUAUUUGCUAUCGAUUCAGUACCAAGAUCACAAGCUAUCAUCAUAGCAGUCUCUUUUUAGCAAAUGACCUCAGCGCUUCUGUGCAAGUGAGACAGAAGCAAAAACGUGUGAACAAGGAAAACCGGCCAAGUGCGAGUCGGACUCGCACAAGAAGGGCUCCGUACCAUUGCACUAGAUACCUAUAACAUUAUGUACUUUAAGUUUUUUAAUAACCUAUUACAGUUCAUGAGUUACAGCACGCUGACAGACAGACGGACGGAUAGACACCGAAAGCUUAGUAAAAAGGUCCCUUGGCAACCUUGGGGUACAAACCCCUACAAAUGAAGAGUUAUUUUCACGACCAAAGUGUAUACUUUUCGUGGGCGUGCUUUCGUGCGCCGGAAUCUCCUCAACUUUGGAUUAUUUAAAAUUUCCGUCUUAAUUUUUUUUUUUGUAAUAUUGUUUAUUAUAUGUAUUACGUAGAUUUAAGGAUGGUUUUUGUAAUAGAUGAAAUUUGUCUUCCGUUUCGAUAAGUGACUCGCUCGAUGGCAGCUCGCGGGAUCCACCGUGGACAUGAUGAAUGAAACAUCGGAUAAUACAGCUCCAUACCACUACGUCAAAUUCAAAUCAGAUCAGUCUAGACAUGCGUACGACAAUACGACUUGCCGCAAGUGUGUACAAGGCCUUCUGUAGCUUUAGGUCAUGAAAUUUUGCUAUUGUUGUGUUUUGGUUUAUAUACUCUCUAUGUUGUGUUUAAAAUCUUAGCGUCGUCAUUGGUGUGUAGGUACCUACAUUCCGUUUUACACAGUGUUGGGUUGCACUUUUCUGUCUAAACCUCGAUGAAAAUCAAUAGUUUAUGAUAAUUUUAAGAUUGCUGCUCUAUUAAUGCUCUACUAAUAAUAUUUUUUAUACGUCGAGAAAAGAGAUUGCAUUAGUUAUGUUUAAUUCUUUGUACAGAGGUGGUUACAUGUAUGGAGCUGUAUACAAUCUGAAAAAUGAAAUACGCGAAUUGAAUUGUGAUAUUUCGACAAUAACAGAAGUUUUGAUUUUUAUUACAAAUUCGAAAUAAUCACGUACUAACUGGCUAAACCGAUGGCUUGCUAUCAACAAAUAAACUACUGGAAUAAAUAAUGUAAUUGUCAUCCAUUCCAAUCUUAAUAUUAUUGGAGCCAGCGACAACAGUUGAUACUUAGCCAUAGGUCACCUUUUGAAUAUGUAUAAAUAAGUGUCUAUCCCUGUCCCUUUCUUGUCAACCCUGGAAUAAAGUUGACAAAAAGUGACAGAAUUACAUUUAACUAAACCAGAUUAAGGGCCUAUGCAGACGAGAGAAUGUUGUCCGCGGAGGACAAAAGUCCCUCAUCUUUUACAACGGUGUUUUGCCGUACUGUUAGUCCAUAGCAUCGUGUGCGUUGUGCGAUGCAAUUCUUAAGUGAUUCAUUUUUGUCCUCCGCGGACAAUAAUCUUAAACUAAGCCGUUUGGUGCAAGUGGGCCUUACUGAAGUCAAAAAUAAUUUUGUUUUGUGAAAUCGCGUAUCUGUUCGGUUGUACUUAAAAGGUGAAAAAGACUAUAAUGUGAAAGUAUUAGCGAUAGAUGAAGAUGGUCAAGCGCAGUGUCUUAUGAGAUGCCUUCGAUUAGUAUUAACAUGUUUUUUGAAUGACGCUUUUGCCUUGAAAUUUGAUUACCGCAGGACUAUUAACCUCGAAAUAAGUGAUUUGCCCACAAAAAGUGUAUCCCAUAACGGUUCAGUUAUGAAAAAGAAGAUUUAAAUAAAGACAUUAAAUUGGUCCUUCGAACCGGAUUAAAAGUUUUUUAUUGUAUGGAAAAUAAGUAGAAGGUAUCAAAUUUCAAAGCGAGGGUCUGCUAGCAUUUAGUGUGCGUGCGCGCGCCGUGUACAGAGUUGUGUAUAUAUAGUGAUAGAGUAGAGCCUAAUACAUGUUGCUAAGUAAGUUACAAAUAAAAUAUUAAUGGACAUUC
This is a messenger RNA of Maniola jurtina (meadow brown), 3923 nucleotides long. It is a transcript of the gene tkv, whose product is annotated as bone morphogenetic protein receptor type-1B. Lineage: Eukaryota; Metazoa; Arthropoda; Insecta; Lepidoptera; Nymphalidae. Gene Ontology annotation, molecular function: SMAD binding; ATP binding; transforming growth factor beta receptor activity, type I. Gene Ontology annotation, biological process: dorsal/ventral pattern formation; BMP signaling pathway; cellular response to growth factor stimulus. The transcript is spliced from 3 exons. Gene Ontology annotation, cellular component: signaling receptor complex; plasma membrane. The record is from RefSeq and is a predicted model, not a curated record. Bases 218 to 1672 code for a protein of 484 amino acids.